AUGUCGCGCCGUCGUGGCCGUGAUCGAUCACUGCCGCACCCACGUAACCGAGAGGGAUCCCUAUCGCCCCCAGCCGAUCAAGGUCGAUCAAUCUCACGCCCAGAUGACCGAGAGAACUCGAGGUCGCCCUUGUCACCUGAAGAGGCUCAAGAGGUUCUGGAUCAGCGACUGAGGCAGUACAACCCCUUGGGCCGCAACGACAACACAGUGAUCUUCUUACGCAAUUUCUUCGAUGUACUCCCAUCCGGUGGCCAAGAAACUCUGGCACGCGACGUGGGCGGCUAUAGCAGUGACCACAAAAUCCGACAGACAGUUGACUCGAUCCGCAACGGGCUCGUGUGUCCUCUCCGCGCCAUUGGGGGAAGGACGCCCUCCGAAAUCACUCCGGCUCCACGACCGGGCGUUGAGGAUUCGAUCGAAAAUCUCCGAAGCCUGGAUGUGCGUCCACUCGCCCGGACACAUCAACAGCAAUUGCGCGACCGCUGUCUCGAACGGGACGGAUAUUGCUGCAUGUUGACCGGUCUCCCAAGCGGCCAGCAUCCACACCCUGAAGGUGCAAUGACCGCACGUCUGGAGGCUGCGCAUAUCAUCCCGUUCGCGCUCGGGUCGUUCGACUGA
Molecule: messenger RNA, 618 nt
Organism: Penicillium argentinense
Lineage: Eukaryota; Fungi; Ascomycota; Eurotiomycetes; Eurotiales; Aspergillaceae
Exons: 2
Coding region: 1-618 (205 amino acids)
Source: RefSeq, a predicted model, not a curated record